AUGGCGACACAUGUUUGUGACUAUAACGGCUACCGAGGCUCUGAGAUGUGCAUUCCAGUAGCUGUCUACUACCCUCCACUUACACCCGGAAUCCAGGAACAAAAGGCAGGCCUGUCGCAUGUUUUCUGCGCAGUGAUCAACGUUGCCGCCGGCAAGGCCCCCCUGCAGUCCUCAACGGUGGCCGGCGGACUGCCUCAGAAGGCCGUUGACGGCAGCACCAGCGCCUUCUUCACACCUGAUACUUGCUCGCUUACAGAACCGGAACUGUCACCAUGGUGGUACGUGAACCUACUCGAGCCGUACGUGGUGCAACUGGUGCGCAUCGACUGGGGCCGAUCGUCCCAAGUGGAUCCCGAUGGUGCCACCGUCGCAAACACCGUGGUGGUGCGGGUGGGCAACAACCGACCCGACCUCGGCGCCAAUCCGGUGUGCAACCGAUUUGCCGGACCGCUCGAAGAAGGACGACCCCUGUUCCUGCCCUGCGCGGCGCCCAUGCCAGGCGCUUUCGUCAGCAUACAUCUCGAAGGUCCGGCUCCCCUGUCACUGUGCGAGGUGUUCGUCUACACGGACCAGGCGCUCCCCGUGGAACGGUGUCCGUCCUUCCGCGACCAGCCGCUCGGGUCGGCGGCCACGUACCACGGGAAGUGCUACGCCUUCUACAACAACCAACCGGCGCCGUUCGAGGCAGCGCGGCGGUUCUGCGAGCAACGUGGUGGCUCACUCGUUGACGAGACGAGCCCCGCGCUGCAGGGUUUCCUGAGCUGGGAGCUCUACCGACGUCACAGGCACGACGGCGACAAUGGGCAGUACUGGAUGGGCGCCACUAGAGACCCACGUGACCCAACCAACUGGCGCUGGAUCAACGGUCGUGAGGUGACCAUCUCCUUCUGGAACUCUCCCACCAGCUCGGUCCCGGAGAACAACUGCUCUCGCUUUGACGGCAACCGCGGAUGGCUGUGGUCGGACACGAACUGUGACCACGCACUCAACUUUAUCUGUCAACACAGACCCACAACAUGCGGCAAGCCUUCGCGUCCCCCCAACUCGACCCUGAUAGCCCGGGACUUCGACGUAGGUUCUGUGGUCGAGUACCGCUGCUCACCUGGACACCUUCUCGUUGGACCCAACAUCAGGACUUGCCUGGCCAACGGAUUCUACAGCGAGUUUGCACCAAAGUGCAGAUACCUCGAGUGCGGUCCUCCUGCUCCGAUCCCGAACGGGUCCCUGGAUCUCAUCAACGGUACCAGGCACUACCUGAGCGCCGUCGAAUACCGCUGCCGGGAGGGAUUCGUCCUCAUUGGUCGAAGCCUGCUGGUCUGCGACGUCGACCAGCGGUGGAACGGACCGCCGCCCAGAUGCGAACCGGUCAUGUGCCGACCUCCGCCAGCCGUUGCACACGGCCUGGUUCGCCUCUCGGCUGCCUCGACCAUCUUUGGCACGGUGGCCGAGUACGACUGCGAGCCGGGCUAUCAGCUCAGCGGCAACCCGCAUCUGCUGUGCGGACCCACAGGCUUCUGGCAGGGAGACGUUCCCGUAUGCCUCCGGCCGACGACACCGAGGCCCGUUAUAACGACUACGACGACGACAACGACCACUACGACUGAGGAGCCGCCGCCACCACCUCAGAUCAAUGGGCACAGCGCAGGUGGCAACGAAGGUCCUGCCAUCGUGCCGACAAGGUUCCAUCCGGACUUCAUGCCCGACCGUCCCGAUCAGCGGCCCACGUUCGUGACGACAACCGUGGCGUCUCCCCGGCCGAGUGCGACGGCCACUGUCCGGGCGACGCAGCGGCCGCGGCCUCAGCCCACGACGCCCUCGCAACCGCCGCGCAGGCCGGCAUUCCGGCCCGUCGACCAUGACGUGGCCGGGUCGUCGGGACACCGGACAGUGCUGGCCCCGCCAGACCUGCACAACAGCUUCGCCGACGAUUCGGCGGCACGUGCGGGAGCCAAGCUCAACAUGGGGGGAUUCAUAGCACUGGGCGUCUUCGGAGGUUUCGUCGUGCUCGCCGCAGUCAUCACAAUCGUUGUCAUCGUCAUACGACGCACUGUCAAGUGUGAACAAGCCCCACCCCGCCCUCCCUGUCUCACACAACAAAGCGACCAACCAACCAACUUGGGGCCGAUCCCUUCACACCACAGUGCGAGGCAAGGAGACUGCGACGGCGUCGACCGCUGUCGCGGUACCAAGGUGCCUCCGGGCGGAUCGAGUGGCUGUUCGUCUCUGGAACACUCUCCCGUGGGCGCCUACGCCGAGCACGGACUGCAGAGGCACUACAAGCGCGCCUGGGAGAACCUGCGCUACGACGCCGGCGCCGCGGGCCACAAGGCGCCGCGCAUCGAGACGCUAGACCACCCGCACGUCGUGUCGGCGUCUCGGACCCUCGAGGGAUACCGAGAGGCGAACGAGAUUACCGUGAACGACGUGGCCGCUCUGUACGGUCGGCCGCACCGGAGGUGAUCGCGGUGUGGCCGGUUGAUUAUCAAUGGACUCAAAUGUUCACUCGCGCAAAGACUCUUUGUUAAGGGGUGAAAUGCUUCGCGAUUGGACCGCGGGACAA
Messenger RNA from Rhipicephalus sanguineus (brown dog tick), 2560 nucleotides. RefSeq lists its product as uncharacterized. The record is from RefSeq and is a predicted model, not a curated record. NCBI's taxonomy places the organism in Eukaryota, Metazoa, Arthropoda, Arachnida, Ixodida, Ixodidae. The transcript is spliced from 13 exons. Bases 1 to 2460 code for a protein of 819 amino acids.